This is a messenger RNA of Oryctolagus cuniculus (rabbit), 3073 nucleotides long. NCBI's taxonomy places the organism in Eukaryota, Metazoa, Chordata, Mammalia, Lagomorpha, Leporidae. The record is from RefSeq and is a predicted model, not a curated record.
GGUCAGAUGGCCUCCAGCUGGGAGUUUCUGAGUUUGCCUGCAGCAGAUUCUAAAGAUAGUCUCCUCACAGGAAACCAGAUACUAUUGGCUAACUUUGCAAAUAAAGAUGCCCUCAGAGGGAGGGAAGGGGAAACACUUCUGGUGGAGCCUGCGUGAGACAGAGCGGCUGAUUGGCACGUCCAGAGCUUCUCCUCCGCCCAGGACCUCACCAUGACCACCCUCUACUCUGACUGGGCUACCGAAAGCUUUGAGUACGAUGAGUCUUCAGAAGCCUGUUUCAUAGGGGACAUCGUGGCCUUCGGAACCAUCUUCCUGUCCAUAUUCUACUCCCUCGUCUUUGCCUUUGGCUUGGUGGGGAACUUGUUGGUGGUAUGUGCCCUCACCAGCAGCCGGAAGCCCAAGAGCAUCACAGACAUUUACCUCCUCAACCUGGCCUUGUCUGACCUGCUCUUCGUGGCCACCCUGCCCUUCUGGACUCACUAUGUGAUAAGUGAACAAGGCUUCCACAACGCCGUGUGCAAACUCACGACGGCUCUGUUCUUCAUUGGCUUCUUUGGGGGCAUAUUCUUCAUCACUGUCAUCAGCAUCGAUAGGUACAUGGCCAUUGUCUUGGCCGCCAACUCCAUUAACAACCGGACUGUGCAGCAUGGCGUCACCACCAGCCUCGGCGUCUGGGCAGCAGCCAUCCUGGUGGCGGCUCCCCAGUUCAUGUUCACAAAGCAAAAAGGAAACGAAUGUCUGGGUGACUACCCCGAGGUCCUGCAGGACAUCUGGCCUGUGCUUCGGAACACAGAAGCCAACUUCCUUGGCUUCCUGCUCCCCGUACUUAUCAUGAGUUACUGCUACUUCCGAAUCAUCCAGACCCUGUUUUCCUGCAAGAACCACAAGAAAGCCAAAGCCAUCAAACUCAUCCUACUGGUAGUCAUCGUGUUUUUCCUCUUCUGGACACCCUACAAUGUUAUGAUUUUCCUGGAGACACUCAAGCUCUAUGGCUUCUUUCCCAACUGUGACAUGAAGAGGGACCUGAGGUUGGCCCUCAGUGUGACCGAGACGGUGGCAUUUAGCCACUGUUGCCUCAAUCCCCUUAUCUAUGCAUUUGCUGGACAGAAGUUCAGACGAUACCUUCGCCACCUGUCCAGGAAAUGCCAGGCUGUCCUGUGCGGCCGUCCAGUCCACGUCAGUUUCUCCCCAUCUGAGUCGCAGAGGAGCAGGCAGGAAAGCAUUGUCAGCAGCAAUUUCACUCACUACACGAGUGAUGGAGACGCGUCCCUCCUUCUCUGAAGGAUCCCCGAAGUCUUGUCUCUACAGAGCUCACAGUUCCUAAGUCUGACAUGGAAGACUGCGAACAGAUUUUUAUUGUUCCCCGAUGCUCACAAAACAACCUCAGAGUGUUUCUGCGAACUGUGCUCGAACUUGGAAUGAUUAAGGUCAAACAUGUCUCUUAUCGCAAUUGUUAGGACUUUCUUUAAAAAAUAUAAAUGAUGAAAAUUAAACCCAGACUAGCUUCAUUAAAAAGGGGGUGGUGAGUGUUGUUCACGUCGUGACAUCAGCAAAGCAGCGGCUGAGCCCUGAGAAUGAAGGGAAACUGUGGCUUGAAUGUAGCUGUAGGUCCCCCCCACCCCAGGUCCUCAGGUCUCUGAGUAGUGACAGGUCUUCCACUCUCACCACUUUAUCUCCAGAGAGGGGCCUCAUCCCUCCCUGGUCCCAAAGACAAAAUUCCCAGGGAGGGUUCUCAUUGGCCAACAGGGAUAAAGGGAGCUUCCAUCUGACCUCAUGGUUUGAGGUGCAGGACGGCAGGUUUCCAAGAUGCUGGAAGGGCUGGUACUGUUCUGAUCGGCCAGAGUAAGAGCUACACAACAUCCUUACCACCAGCCUGACCCAGCCUCUCCCCUGAUUGCACCAGCAGACACCAUUGCCAGCCUCGUCUUCCUUAACCUGCCUGCUUUCACGUCCUCAACUUUACAAGAGCUCUCCAUUUCUCACUGCAUCAAGUCCAAACUUACCAGCCUGACCUCUGAGACCCUCCGUCAUCCAGCCCCCACUGUACAUCACCCAGAUUCCCCACGGCCUCCCUUUCACACGACUCUACCCACCCUGUCAGCCAGGUCCCUGCCAGAUGAGCUCUGCAUCUCCACCUGCUCCCAGGCCCAGAGGGGAGAAAUAGAAAGAACCCUGCCCCAAAAUAAGAAGCAACGGAUUCCAAUUCCAACUCUGUCACUUGCCUAUGGGACGUUCCCUCAUCUGUAGAAGGAGGGUAAUGGUACCUGUUACCUAGAGAGCAUCCUUUCCAACAGAAGGAAUCAGCCACCAAUUCGUGCAGGUUCCAAGCCUCUUGUCUACUUCAUCUUUCCCCCAGCCUCGCACAGUUGCACAUCCCAAGUGGUGGUACUCACGGAGCUAGAGGAGCCUGCAGGCUCUGCUACAGGACGUAGGCCAGCCUCAGAGGGGACUGGUUUUUACAGCGACACUCAGUGGACACUUCUACAUCUGUGGGUUGACAACCUUCCCUGACCCAACCCUCUCAGGUGCCUCACGGGGCUGGUCAUGAGGGGAAAAAAAAAAAUCUCCAUUUCUCCAUUAUUCAUGACAUUGCCAACCUGGACAGCCAGGACCAUGGAAGCAGGUUUCUUUUUUCAGUAAACAUCUGGGAUGGCCUAAAACUUUAAAGCUCAAAAACUAUGUAAUAACGUUUAAAAAAAAAUUCAUGAUCUAACUGUGCAAAUAUUUUCAUUCCUACAUUUGCCCAUCCAGACCUUGCUCAUUCUCCCUACAUGCUGAGUUGCAGUCAUAAUGUGUAGUUUUAUGAUCUGCUCCUUUUAAACAUUAGAUCCCCACAACUUUUGUUUCCAUGUAGAUUUGUAACUCUCAUUUGAUUGCGUACUCAUUGAAGGCAGGUGAGGUGACUGAUCCAUUGCUGUGUAUUUAUACCUCCUUGGCAGUCUGCAUGUUUGUUUAAUCAACAAGAAAAUGAGUUAUAGUCCUUUGGGAUCAUGUACAAUAACUUCUGUUACUCUGUUGAUAAACAUUUAACUUGUUUCCAAUACUUAGCAAAUACAUAGUUUUUCAGCCCAUU